This is a messenger RNA of Dreissena polymorpha, 508 nucleotides long. RefSeq lists its product as uncharacterized. Bases 1 to 387 code for a protein of 128 amino acids. The record is from RefSeq and is a predicted model, not a curated record. The transcript is spliced from 4 exons. Lineage: Eukaryota; Metazoa; Mollusca; Bivalvia; Myida; Dreissenidae.
AUGUUUCAGUGUCUUUCUGGCAACGGAAAUAAAAUAAAGAUUUCGUUUGUUCGUGGAUUUUCCGGACCACCACAGUUUGACAGCCAAUGGUUGCCGUUACGGGCCCAGGGAGGAGAACAUUCUCAAAUUGUUGUCUCCCAUGGAGAGGUUAACGGAGAGGUACCCCGCUUGGUUGACAUUCAGUUGAAAUUGUUAGACGGAGCCAAUGCUGGCUUUGUAUUCAAGGCGAUAGGUAACGGCGAGCGAGAUGACGACGGGCCAACUUCAUAUGGCGGGGUCAUUUACAUUUACAACGAACAGGAGGUUGUCGUCAUGGUACCGCAAUGGAAAACCAACCCAUAUAUGGGAUACGCCGUGCACACUGCAACGUCACCACCCCAUAUUUGAUGCCAAGCGAGGUCUCGAUAUAAGGUACCUAUGUAUGCAUUGUCCUUGCAAUAUCUCAAUCCAUUCUGAGGGUGGAAACAAAAAAGUGGGCUGCCACAUAACGACAUAACCCAGUGUAAUA